This is a messenger RNA of Bacidia gigantensis, 627 nucleotides long. RefSeq lists its product as uncharacterized. The transcript is spliced from 3 exons. Lineage: Eukaryota; Fungi; Ascomycota; Lecanoromycetes; Lecanorales; Ramalinaceae. The coding region runs from base 1 to 627 and encodes 208 amino acids. The record is from RefSeq and is a predicted model, not a curated record.
AUGGCACUUGCACCAAAGUUUGCAGGACAGGCCUACUCUGCCAACGUAUCUCCGAAAGCUGUACAUACACUGGAAUUAUAUCUCGACUAUGUCUGCCCGUUCUCCGCCAAAAUGUUCAACACUCUCAACUCCUCCGUCCUCCCCACGCUAAGUGAGAAAUACCCAGCAAAAGUGCAAUUCAUCUUCCGGCAGCAAAUUCAGCCGUGGCACCCGUCUUCAACGCUUGUUCACGAGGCAGGGGCAGCUGUUCUACGCUUAUCCCCUGACAAGUUUUGGCCCUUCUCCGCUGCACUUUUCGGCAAGCAGCAGGACUUCUUCGACGUGAAUGUUGUCAAUGAAAAGAGGAAUGACACGUACAAGCGACUCGCCAAGAUCGCUGGUGGUGUAGGCGUAGACGAGGGGCAGUUCUUGGAUUUGUUAACAGUGUCAGAUAAACCGGCCACUGAUGGAAGUCUCAACACUGGAAAUAAGGUCACGGAUGAUGUGAAGCUGCAGGUGAAGGCAAACAGGCGUACUGGUGUGCAUGUGACACCGACAGUCCUGUUCAAUGGAAUCGAGGAGGGCAGCAUCUCUUCAAGUUUUACUGCUCAACAAUGGCAGGAAUGGCUUGAAAAGAACAUUAAGUAG